Salvia miltiorrhiza (redroot sage) is the source of this 2261-nucleotide messenger RNA. RefSeq lists its product as uncharacterized. The transcript is spliced from 8 exons. Lineage: Eukaryota; Viridiplantae; Streptophyta; Magnoliopsida; Lamiales; Lamiaceae. The record is from RefSeq and is a predicted model, not a curated record. Gene Ontology annotation, molecular function: ATP hydrolysis activity; ATP binding; protein binding. The coding region runs from base 8 to 1921 and encodes 637 amino acids.
GAGAGAGAUGGAUAUGGGAUUGGGAUUUCUUCUCUCAAAUCUAGUGCUAGUGGAGAGACGCCACUUGUAUCGAGGCGAUCAUAUAUACACCCGCGCAGGUUUUUGUGCGUACCAUGGUAUAUACAAGGGUGAAGACCAAGUGGUGCACUUCAUCAGUGCUCCACAAAGAAGAAGGGGACGCUGCUCAGCUUGUGACUUGUUAGAUUAUAUUGAUCGUAACAGUGGAGUCGUCGUAUCGUGUCUCGAUUGCUUCCUUAACUCGGGAGAGUUAUACCGUUAUGAGUACGGCGUUAGCCCGAUAGCCCUUUUUUUGUACGGUCCCAUUUUCAAUACUAUUGCAGAAUCCGGUCCGGUGGAGGUGGUGAUGGAGAGGGCUGAGAAGCUGCUUAGAGAUAAUGAUUUUUUCACUAAUAACUGCGAAAAUUUUGCAAUUUACUGCAAAACUGGGCGCUCUUGGAAUAGGGCUCAAGUCUUCGUCGGCCGUGUAGGAAAUACAAAUUUUCCGACGCCGGCAAUCACGUCGAAGUCGCCCACAAACAUUCAUGCAUGCGUCGAGUCUGGAUCUCUCACUGGCCUGAAGAAGCUACUCGCUCAAAAUCCUUCUUCUCUUAACGAGAGGAGCAAUGUUUUGAGACAGACGCCAUUACAUAUUGCUGCUAGUCAGAACAAAGUUGAUGUAAUGAAAUAUUUGUUGGAGUGGAGUGGAGCAGUGAAGGUGGAGUUGGAAGCCAACAACGUCUAUGGUGAGACCCCUUUGCACGAGGCAAUUAAGAAUGGAUGCAACGGCGCCGUUAGGAUGCUUCUUCAGCACGGUGCCAACGUCGAAGCCAGAACCAAUAAGUCGAAGACUCCGUUGCAUCUCGCCGUUGGUUACGCGCUGAGGUCCGGAGACAACUCGGUUGUCAAGAUGUUGUCUGAACACAAUGUUGAUUUCUCAGCACAAGAUGAUGAAGGCAAGAUUCCAUUCAAUUAUAUUCCAUCAGGAGUCGCCGAGAACGAUGAACUGAUGCGCCUCUGCCAAAAUAUGGAAGAGCCAAUGAAGCACAACGGUGGGGUGAAGGGGAAGAUGGAUGAAUUUGAGUUGGAGCUAUCGAAGAUAGUAGGACUACACGAGCUCAAGUUGCAGCUUCGAAGAUGGGCCAAGGGCAUGCUCUUGGACGAGAAGCGCCGUGCCACGGGCCUAGACCUCGGCCCCAGGAAACCGCCUCACAUGGCCUUCCUUGGAAACCCCGGGACAGGAAAGACUACAAUUGCAAGAAUCCUAGGAAAGCUACUCUGUUGCGUUGGUGUUCUGUCUUCUGAUAAGGUAACGGAGGUGCAACGAACGGAUUUGGUCGGGGAAUAUAUCGGCCAAACUGGUCCAAAGACUAGGAAAAAGAUUGAAGAGGCAAUGGGUGGGAUUUUGUUUGUGGACGAAGCAUACCGUCUAACACCUGAAGACGAGAUAACAGACUACGGUGUGGAAGCACUGGAAGAGAUCAUGUCAGUGUUGGAGGAUGGCCAUCUCCUUGUGAUCUUCGCGGGCUACAAGGAGCCCAUGAAGUGUGUCUUCUCUUGCAACGAAGGCUUCUGCAGACGGGUAACUCACUUCUUCCAGUUCGAUGAUUUCAGCUGCAGGGAGCUCGCGGAGAUGCUGCUGCUGAAGAUGAGCAAGCAGGAUAAGAAGAGGAGCCACUUGUACGGGUUUAAGCUCGAUUCUUGCUGCAGUCUUGAUGCUGUGGAGUCGGUUAUAGAGAGGAAGUCGAGCAAGAAGCUUAGGAGUAAGAUGAAUGGAGGUUUGGUGGAUCAUUUGCUCAACAAUGCCAGAGAGAAUCUUGAUUCUAGGGUCAGCUUUGAGGCCGAUGGCGAUGAGCUGUUGACCAUCACGUUGAGCGAUUUGGAGGCAGGCCUCGAGCAGCUGGUGCGUCGGUCGUCUUACUGAGGAAGAGAAGAUUAAGGUUGUUGAUGGAGGAAAUUGAGAGAAGGUGAAAGUCAGCAGCCAUUGGGGAAUUGAGUUCAUGGAUGCUAUGGCUCUUGAAUAUAUGUUGAAUUAUGAAUUGAGUUCAUGGAUGCUAUGGCUCUUGAAUAUAUGUUGAAUUAGAAUGUAUGUGCUUGAUUUUGAAUGCUAGUAUAUAUUCGAUUGGGUUAGUAUUCAAAUAAUAAUACAAAAUCACGAUAUUCAACUAAUCAAAUAAGGUUUGUAUAUAUAGCUGUUCCGAGACAUUGUUUUAGAUCAAAUCUUUUAAAUUGGGAUUGCAGUAUCGCAUAUUUGUUCAUAACUA